CUCAACACAUCCAAUCACGCACAAACAGCAAGGGAGGGGCAAACACCGUAACCAGCCCCGCUAACACCCACUUUGUCAAGAUCAGGUAAGCAGGUCUGCAUAUCCCCUCCCUCUACACAGUCGCAUGCACGGCGACGGACGGCUGCACCCACCGUCUCCUACACCCCUGGCUUCUCCCCCGCCAACCUGCACCACACCAACACAUACGGACAUACACACGCACACAACAGGCAACACACCAGCUAAUUAAUGUGCUUGUGCGAUUCUGUCCAUGAGCGUGUGUUCGGUGAGCCUACGAUGCGAAGAACUCGUCGAAGUUGAUGAGCCCGUCGCCGUCCUUGUCCGCCAAAUGGAUCAACUCAUCCACCUCGUCUGGUAUGCACCACAAACCAACCGACAGUUGUAUACAUUCGGCGACGAUGGAUGUGUGUAUCUGUGCUUCCAUCUCGUCUCGUCGUUUUCGCUGUGUGGAGUCAAUCAAUUCACCUUGUGUGAGUGGAUUGCGUCCGAGGGUCGUGAGCAGAUGCCGCAGCUCAGGCGGCGAUAUGAAACCGUUCCUGCAGGACACCGCCGCACACAACACAAACAGAGCGGCCCCCUCCUCUCCCUCCCUCCCUCCCCUCGGUUUGGCCCGUGUGUGUCUGUGUGUCUGUGUAUGGGAUGACAAUGCGCCUGACUGACUUGUCCUUGUCGAUGAGUUGGAAUGCCUGGAGUACGUCGUCUUCGCUCUCGAGUCCCAGCAUCUUCCUCUUCAUGGCGUUGAAGAACUCCUCAUAGUCCAACUCACGGUCACCAUUCUCAUCCAAAUCUGCCGACCGACCGACCGACCGCACAGAGAGAGGCGUGGCACGUGUAGUGUGCAGGCACGUGUGUCUGUGUGUACCGUCUACGAUUUGCGCGAUUUCUUCUGGGCUCACGUUGUCCCCCUCGAGGGCCUUCUUCAUGGCCUUCUCCAUCUCCGGGAGGGACAGCUUCCCAUCCUUGCUCGUGUCGUAGUGGUCGAACACCGCCUUUAUCUCCUUCUUCUGCAACGCAUACGCACACACACACAGACGGGCGGCAACACUUGCACACCCACGCCCCUCCCCGGACAGAAGCCCCCUCACCUGCUUGUCGGUGAGCUCCUUGCGAUUCAAUAAGCCCGUGUCCAUCGUCUCCCGUACGAUUCUAACAGCAAAUCCACACC
Messenger RNA from Vitrella brassicaformis, 1186 nucleotides. The record is from the annotation of a GenBank genome assembly. Lineage: Eukaryota; Vitrellaceae.